Motacilla alba alba is the source of this 4552-nucleotide messenger RNA. RefSeq names its product prolylcarboxypeptidase (gene PRCP). The transcript has 9 exons. The record is from RefSeq and is a predicted model, not a curated record. NCBI's taxonomy places the organism in Eukaryota, Metazoa, Chordata, Aves, Passeriformes, Motacillidae. Gene Ontology annotation, molecular function: serine-type exopeptidase activity; dipeptidyl-peptidase activity. Gene Ontology annotation, biological process: negative regulation of systemic arterial blood pressure; regulation of blood vessel endothelial cell migration; proteolysis. Bases 124 to 1563 code for a protein of 479 amino acids.
UGUAGGUUGGCCCCGCCCCCAGGGCGCGCGGGGCAGCCCCGGGCGGGGGAGCCGGUCCCGUAUAAAGCGGCGGGGCCGAGCCCGCUGCUGCUUCUCCUGCUGCCGCCCCUGCCGCCCCCCGCGAUGCUGCGGCUCCUCCUGCUCCUGCCGCUCCUCGCCGCCGCCGGCGCCCUGCCCACCCCGCUCCGCCGCCGCCGGAGCGCCUCGCUGCCCGUCGGCCCCUACGUGAGGCGCUACCUGAGCCAGCAGAUUGAUCACUUUGGAUUUGAUGAAAAUCGUACAUUCCAGCAGCGGUACCUUGUAGCAGAUCAGUACUGGAAGAAGGACAAUGGACCAAUACUGUUUUAUACAGGCAAUGAAGGAGACAUCGAGUGGUUCUGCAACAACACGGGUUUUAUGUGGGAUGUGGCUGAGGAUCUCAAUGCCAUGUUGGUAUUUGCUGAACAUAGAUAUUAUGGAGAAUCUUUGCCCUUUGGGAAUGAGUCUUUCAGCGAUUCCAAGCAUCUCAAUUACCUGACAUCAGAACAAGCUCUGGCAGACUUUGCAGUACUUGUUGAGUACUUAAAGACGACCAUUGCAGGAGCCAAGCACAGUCCAGUCAUAGCUAUUGGAGGGUCUUAUGGAGGAAUGCUUGCAGCCUGGUUUAGGAUGAAGUAUCCCCAUGUGGUGGUUGGAGCUCUGGCAGCCUCUGCCCCAAUCUGGCAGUUUGGUGAUUUGGUUCCAUGUGGCACAUUUUUCAGCAUAGUGACCGAUGAUUUCAAAAAGAGUGGCAAGGGCUGCUCAGAGAGCAUCCGGAAUUCCUGGAAUGCUAUUAACCACCUUUCCUCAACAGAUGCAGGUUUGCAGUGGCUUUCCAACGCAUUUCAUUUGUGCAGCCCCUUAAAAACUCCUCAGGAUGCUGCUGUAUUGAAAAAUUGGCUGAGUGAAACAUGGGUAAACUUGGCUAUGGUGAAUUAUCCCUAUAAGGCUGACUUCUUGCAGCCUCUGCCAGCUUGGCCUAUACAGGAAGUCUGCAAGUUCUUGAAGGAUCCCAGUCUCUCUGACAAAUUGUUGCUGCAGAAUGUUUUCCAGGCAGUAAAUUUAUAUUACAAUUAUACAGGAGAGGCCUCAUGCUUAGAUGUGUCGCAGACUGCAACGAAGAGUCUGGGUGAAAUGGGUUGGUACUACCAGGCUUGCACUGAGAUGGUGAUGCCCUUGUGCACAGAUGGUGUCCAUGACAUGUUUGAGCCUCAGAAGUGGGACUUUGAUGCACUUUCAGAAGAGUGUUUCAGGAUGUGGGGAGUGAGGCCUCGCCUCUCUUGGAUUCUUUCUAUGUUUGGAGGAAAAAACAUCAGUUCACACAGCAACAUCAUCUUCAGCAAUGGUGGCCUGGAUCCGUGGUCUGCAGGUGGGGUGACCCAGAACAUCACCAAUUCCCUCGUGGCAGUUGUGAUCCCGGAUGGGGCCCAUCACCUGGACCUACGCAGCCGGAACCCUUUGGACCCCAAGUCUGUGCAGCAAGCUCGAGCCAUGGAGAUCUGCCUCAUGAAGGAGUGGAUUGAAAAGGCCAGGCACAGCCACUGAAGUGGUACUGCAACAACUGUGGCCAUUUCAUCUCUCUUGGCUUUGCUGGGAGUAGGGCCAGGCCUUGCGAUACGGUCAUUGGAGCAUUUCCCUCCUGCUUCCUCACCUGCACCGCAGUGGUCACCAUGGCUCGUGUCCAUGAGAGAGGCAGGCAGCAGAUGGAUGGAGAGCAUUCUCAGAUGAUAAACUCCAGUCAGAGUGCAUGGAUUGAGCUACCUGCUCUGGUUUGCUUUCCUCUUCUGCUCUUCUGAAAUGCUGUACUUUACUGCACAGUAAUGGGUUCUUGUUCUAGGCUUGUUGCUCUUCUCCUCGCUGCGCUGAGUGAUUGUUCCAACUGCUGGUGUAUCCAACAGUGGAUUACAUGGGAGUGCUGUUGGUAGUGAAACUCUUGCUGCCUCCAGUGUGACUGAAUUUCAGACAUCCUCUGCUGGUGGACAUAAUGAGGGAACAGAAAUCACAUCUUACUGUAAUGUUUGGUGGAGAUGUAGGGAAGGCCUGGGGAAAGUGGCUGUGCUGUUUGUAGGGAAACUAAACCCUUACCCAGCCCUUACCCUUUGGAUUCAGUGUUGGAAAAGAAGUAAAUGUACAACUUUUUUUUUCUACCUAGUUUUCCAGCAGCUUAUUCAUCAGUGGAUUUUUGUACUCUGUGCUGUACUGAAUGGUCAGGGCUGGGCCCAGACUCACUCUGCUGAUAACUGGCUGAGCAUGCAGAAUCUGCAUCAAGAUUUUACUUCUUCUUUUGCUGUGAGUUCUAAUUCUGAGCUAUGUCACUAUCUGUGCUGAUGGUUACCAAAGAAAACUGAGUAUAUUUUGUGUGUGUAUCCCUCACAAAUUCUUAGCUUUUUAAAAUCAGGAAGCUUUUGAAGCUAUUCUCUCGAAGAGAAAAUGUGACACUUGUGCUGGCUACAUCUUAUGAAGUGAUAAAUAAUUGGGGCUGUGCCUUGUGUGGGUUCUUCCCUCCCCUUCAUUCUGUGUAUUGUUCAAAUUCUGCAUGAUCUGUUUGCUGAUGGCUCUUCAAUAAAAGCCUUUAAAAAAAUUGUUUGCUGGACAAACUAUUGAAAACACAGAAUGCAGCUAUUCCCUUGGAUCAGCCUAAAGCCUGAUGCUGAGCUCACCAAGCCAGGUGCACUGGGCUUUCUGUAAGGCUUCCAAAGCAGACAAACUGCCCUGAUUCAUGAGACAGCAUAUUUGACAUUAAUAAAUGGCUGGGGCAGUCCCCUUGUUUUCCAGCUUUGGCUUCAUUCACACUGCAGCCCUUCUUCAGAAAGGAUUCUUUGCAGUUUAAAGGACAACUGCAUUUUAGAAUGACUCAGGCAAGUCUUCAUGUCCCCAGACUCUUAUAAUUCCAUCUCUGUUAAAAAGUUUUCUCAGCUUUGGUGGUAUGCCUGACAGUUGAGUAUAUUCCUAAGAUCCCAGGUGGCCCUUUCUGUUUCCAGUCUCCUCCAGUCCUCUGGGAACAAAGAGAGCCCAACACUGAAUUUUUAUCUUUUCAAACACUCCUGUGUAUCUUCUUUCCAGUAGAUUAUCUUUUUCCUCAUCUAGUGUUAAACAUGGCAUUUAUGUUCAGACUCUGCAGUCUGAACAUUCCUGUGCUUUUGAGCAAGGUAAUUUAGAGACUCCAGAGAACAAGGCCAGGGCUUAAGGAUGAGCUGUGUGGGAUUUGCCUGAAACCUAUUGACUAAAAGCUGUUGGUGUUCCCCUUUUCCAAUAGUUCCAGUUUUUGCUGUAAAUAUAUUCCAGACUCUCACUCAUGGACUUUAGAAUCCUUAUUUAGAAACAUAGAAACAUUUAGAAUCCUUGGAUAGAAACAUAUCCUUGAUUGUUUUGAAACAAAAGGUAUUGGGUUUUGAUCAGUUAUGUUACAGGAAAGUUUUUAGAAAUACUGUUGUAUUUUCUUACACGUUAAUUGAUGUGUGGUAAUGUCCUGGUUUACUGCGGGGUGAGGAUUGAGACCUGUAAGACUUAGUAUAAAUUUGGGGAUCAGAAAUUAUUUGCUUGAGCAAACAAGAUCCUGGUCCAAUUGCUCCCACUAGUCCUCUGAUUGUCCAGGGUGCUACCCCAAGUGAAAAUUUUGGGAUAAGCAUUUCCAUGUUGUAUGGAUAAAGAUGUGAACAGCCCAAAUUAACAGCUACUCCAUAUUAUUAGUCAGCUUGUGUCUCCUCUUUCUCUCCUGCUAGUGAACUUACUGUCUCAGGAAACAGCUGCUGCUUUGUUGUAUGGAAAACACUUUUUAGUUUCAAGCAGCAUAAGUAAUUUAAAGUUUCAUUCCUCUUUCUCUUUUCACUCCUUUCAUAAGCAAAAAAAAGUUACCUUCAACAACAUUUAGGACCAUAUGCAUUUUUUCAGUUUUAAGUUUUGUGAAAUGACACUUAAAUUUUUUUUUCAGAGGUGUUUUGUUUGUGUUUUUUGUUUGUUGGGGGGGGAUGUUAAUACUCUUUAAUGUUCCAUACAGGUUCUGUCUGUGAGACCGAUUCAAGUGCACUUUGGAUCAGGUUCUUAUUGGUUGGACCAGUUUAUGAAUUAUGUGACUUGUUUUUAUGGAAUUUUUAAUUGAUUUUACUUUUUUCCCAUCAAGCUGAGUAGGUCUUAUUUAUCUCAGACAUUCAUCUCAGAUAGGUCUCAUUAUCUCAAACAUUCAGACUUCAUUUUAAAAUCCAUAUACACAUUUUGAAUGCUACCAAGGGACAGCCCUGUGGUUUGGCUACCUUAUCUAACUGUUAGCUCUCCUGUGUGCUUCAUACAGGUGAGAAUGAGUUGGGCCAUAACAAAUAAAUGGUUGAUGGAUCUUUCCAGGCAUAUGAUGAUGGGCCAUACUUCCUCUCAGGAUUAUGUAAGUCUUUGGCUUGUGUCAGAAAUUACUGGAAUUUAAGACUUUGUGUUUCCCACUCACUGGGAAAAAUGCAGAAGGAAAAAGAAUUAAUGUUUUCCCCAAAGCAUGAAUCUUGGUGUUGAGCCUGCAGUUUGUAUCAAUAAAAAUGCAUUGGAAUAA